Molecule: messenger RNA, 3375 nt
Organism: Aspergillus brunneoviolaceus CBS 621.78
Lineage: Eukaryota; Fungi; Ascomycota; Eurotiomycetes; Eurotiales; Aspergillaceae
Product: putative ARF GTPase activator (Csx2)
Exons: 5
Coding region: 1-3375 (1124 amino acids)
Biological process (GO): intra-Golgi vesicle-mediated transport
Cellular component (GO): cytoplasm; endosome; trans-Golgi network
Molecular function (GO): protein binding; GTPase activator activity
Source: RefSeq, a predicted model, not a curated record
AUGGGCAAUGUCGGAAGCCGCCUGGAUGACUCCGGGAGCCUGUAUUUCAAAGACCAGGCCAAAUUCACGAUUGCUGCUGUAACGAUAACCAAUUCUAGGCGCCGAGUGCUCCUACAUCUCGUUCCCAACUCCUUUCCUGCUACCAGAUACACCGCUAGGCGCGAAAUUGGCGAUGAGAGCCCGAUCGAAUACAUACAGGACCCUGAUCUUUCGCCAUCUGCACCCGUGCCCACAUUUCUCUUGCGCUUGACCAACGAAGACGAGCUGAAUUUCAAUUUUACCUUUAUCCUGAGACAAACCCAGACGGGAAACGCCGCCAAUGCCACUGUCAAUGGGGUCUCUACCUCUCUGCCUGAAGUAGCCGACACCGUUCUAACGGGCCUCACUUUCGCGCAUGCGCCCAACACUAGAGACCUGGACAAUCUUAUCACUCGCGAGUUUCACGCCAAUCCGAACCUCCAGAACAAUUCUAAUGUGCAGCUGGUUGGGGAUUAUUCGACUUCGGGCAAUCCUUCGGUGCAAUUUGAAUGGUCGUGGAAAUGGAAACCGCCCAAGGUCAUAGAGGAUAAAGGGGGUGGUUGGAGAAACAGCUGCAGUUUCCUUGACUACGACCAGAGAGCCAAUCGGUUGAAUACCCUUGCUCAUUUCUCGUUUUGGGUGCACAGCACUCAGCGUGCUCUCCCCAGUCCUCAGGUCUUGUCACCAAGCCUAGAAAUCCCUGUCCCUUUUCGGAAUCGUAUUCCUUCAUCACAAUCCAUCGUCUCGCACUCCAGUGAUGCAGAUACAGCAUCUAACCCUCAUGCUGUGCCCGUCACACCUCCAGAAGCUGGCGACACGGCCUUCGUGCCCCCCCCUGGGUAUGCACCCCCCCUUCCUGUCAAGGUCGAUCUUCCUCAUUCGCGCCCUGGAGAGGACAUGAGUGUGGUCGAGGAUGGCCCGUUAUUUCGUGCGACGAUGAAAGCAUUGGAGCAAAAGACAGGGAAUAUGCGAGCGAAGAUUAAGAAAGUCCUCAAAAAGGCUGAGGCCGCCCAGCAAGCACAAGUGGCCUGCAACGAUGCUGUAGAAGCAUUUCUUUCCGCAUUGAACGAAGCUUCUACAUCCAAUGCCAAUGCGAUCCAGCCUGCACUUGACCAUUAUUUCGAAAAGACAGCACGCCAGAUACUGAAUUAUGAGCGACUAAAUACGACACAACUUCAAAAACUCGUUAUUGAGCCAUUGGUCAAACUCUACAAUAACGAUAUUAAACAAGCCGAGGCCAAGAAAAAAGAGUUUGAAGAGGAGAGUAGGGAUUAUUAUGCCUAUGUCAGUCGCUAUCUUGGCCAGCGACAGGAUUCUUUGAAGGAAAAAAAACGAGCGGAGAGUGACUCGAAGUAUCAGGCUAAGCGGCGCAAUUUCGAAUUAAAGCGUUUUGAUUACUCCUCGUUCAUGCAGGACCUGCACGGGGGUCGCAAGGAGCAGGAGGUUCUCUCUCACCUGACUAAGUAUGCUGAUACCCAGGCGAAGAGUUUCCUUGCGGCCGCCAAAAAGGUUGACGAUAUGGUUCCUCAGUUGGAUGCUUUGAUACAUGAGGUUGGGCAGGCGGACAAGGAAUUCCAGUUCCAACGAACGGAGAGGGAAGAAAAGCGGAGAGCACUGGAAAAGAGCAGCAACACCUUUCUCGAACCCGACUCUCUAAUCUCAACGAGCGCCCCGUCUACAUUUUCAGGGAGUACCAAUGGAACUCAGAAAUUGGAAAGUGAUCUAGGCCGUGCAGAUAGCACCGGUUCCCAAUUACGAAGUGUGGCUAGCAACAACUCAUCAAUUCUACCGCAAGCAAACUCGUCCAGUACUCCGGCGGCCGCGUUAUUUGACUCGCGCCCCACUCUCAACCGUACUGAUAAAAAUGCAGGCCAACAGAGGAAGGAAGGUCUUCUGUGGGCGCUGUCUCGCCCAGGCUCUCAUAUUGAUCCCAAAGGCAUCAACAAACAAGCCUGGCACAAAUUCUGGAUUGUCUUAGAUCAGGGAAAACUUUCCGAAUACAGCAAUUGGAAACAGAAGCUUGAUCUUCACAUGGAUCCCAUCGAUCUGAGAAUGGCAUCCGUCCGAGAAGCCCGAAACGCCGAGCGGCGAUUUUGCUUCGAAGUCAUUACUCCACAGUACAAACGCAUUUACCAGGCAACCUCCGAGGAGGAUAUGUCCAACUGGAUAAGAGCAAUCAACAAUGCUCUGCAGAGUGCUGUAGAGGGUCGCGGCAUGUCACCACCACCAAUCGCCACGGACAAUGAUGGUGCCUCUUUCAGUCGUGAUAUCGGAUCUGUGCUGACCGGAAAGACCACCUCAUAUUCUGUUCAACACUCCCAAUCAACUGGCUCUAAUAACAAUGUCACUCGUCGCACCACUGUAGGUGCAAGACCAAGCUACGUUCGCGAUAAUCAUGGCUUUGAGGAGAAUCCUUCCAAGUUACUCCAAACAGUCCGCGAUGCGGAUCAAGGCAACAAUUGGUGUGCUGAUUGCGGCUCUACGUCUAAGGUUGAAUGGGUGUCUAUCAAUCUGGGGAUCGUCUUGUGCAUCGAAUGCAGUGGCAUUCAUCGAUCACUUGGGACACAUAUCUCCAAGAUACGAUCUUUGACACUGGAUGUGCACUCUUUCUCAAACGACAUCGUUGAGAUCCUCCUGCAGGUCGGCAACCGUGUCAGCAACAUGAUUUGGGAGGCAACACUUGACCAGUUACACAAGCCAAUCGCCACUUCCACAAGGGAGCAAAGGUUGAAGUUCAUCACGGCCAAGUAUAGUGAACGAGCAUUUGUCCAGGCGCUACCCUCCCCCUUAUCCCGCUUUGCUACAGCGGACGAGACUCUUCUUGCUGCAAUCAAAAGAAAUGACAUCCAAGGCGUACUUUAUGGAAUCGCGCUUCGCGCCAAUGUCAACAUCACCGACCGUUCUCGCAAUACUCAUGCCGUGUUUCUCGCCCUAGCCGCAGCUGAUCCUGCAUCACCGGGGUCGACCUCUAGUCUGUCAACCAGGUCACCUGCAGGUCCUCCUGUAAAAGCGAUUCCUUUCCCGAUUGCAGAGAUCCUCGUUCAGAACGGGGCCGAGAUUCCUCUGCAGCCUCCGCCUAUUCCCCUUUCGCCAGCUGCCCAACUAUAUUUAAGUCAGAGGACCGCAAGAGUGCCCACUUGUAUCAGUACUCCUUCCGCUCCUCCGACUGGGAAGAGUACAGCUGAAAUCUCAGGUUCACCACCAACGAUGCGAGGCCCGGGCACCGAUAACAGCGUGGUAUCGCCCACACAGGCUCCGAGCUCACUCGACAGUAGGGAGCGUGAGAAGUUGCACAAAAGAGGUAGUGCUGGUGCUAGGUUUGCUGGAAAAGUUGCCUCACUUGGUAUAGACCGAUAA